GCGCGGGGUAAGUGACGUAAUAGUGUAAGGCGCCCUGCAGCAGGCGGUGAGUUUAAAACCAUCCAAGUUGGACGGCUGCAGAAAAAAAAUAGUCCUGGUGAGCUCCAGUACAUGCUGUUUUCCAUUUUCAGCACCUUUUCCUCCCUGAAACGGAGGUGAUGCCAGGAGACAGCAUGCCUCUGCAGGAUGUGUUUUGCUUCGGUGUUCAAGGCUCCAUGUUGUCCCGAGCCAAGAGUAGCAGCAAGCGCAAGUGCCAAGACGUCUUUACUGAGGGCCUGGACACUGAAUGCACUCCAACGGACCUCAUUCAACAGUGGUCACCUGGGCACACGCGGCAACAUUCUCUUUGUAAGGGCAAAGAGAAUGACGGAAAGCCUUUUGUAAUUUCCAGACGAUCAAGGAAGAGGAAAGACUCAAUAUGCGCAGGCAUUUCAUGGGACCACCUUCCAGACGAGUUGAUCCUCCGGAUCCUCAUCUUCCUACCUCUGCAGGACCUCCUCAAGACGUCUGUUAUUUGCAGACGCUGGCAUCGUUUGGCGUUUGAUGAGUCACUUUGGCAAAGUGUGGACCUGGAGGGGGUGAGCAAUAUGGGUUUAGCACUGCAGCAGGUGUUGAAGACGGGGGUGCGCAGGUUACGAUGCCCUCGCUCUUUCAUAAACAACCUUCACCUAACUGGCACAUGCACACUGCAGGUUGCUGAAAUGGACCUUUCUAGCUCAAUCAUCACCACGCCCAUCCUUGAGAGCAUCCUCUGUAGCUGUAAUCUGAUAGAGUGUCUUAGUCUGGAAGGCCUGCAGCUCUCUGACAACAUUAUCAGUAGUCUGGCCCAGAAUUGGCGUCUACGGCAACUCAACCUCAGCGGCUGCUCUGACUUCUCUGCUCAGCCCCUCGGCCACAUGCUACAAUCCUGCACCAGAAUAGAACAGUUGAACAUAUCGUGGUGCCACUUCAAUAGCAAUCAUGUGAAGAGCGUGGUAAAUCAUGUCAGCUCCAACGUUACACACCUGAACCUCAGCGGAUACAGAGAUGGCCUCACACUAGAUGAUGUGAAGGCCUUGGUUACAAGAUGUCCUGAUAUUCAUACACUAGAUUUGAGUGACAGCACUCAGCUGAUGGCCGACUGUUUCCCUGUGCUGUCUGAGCUCAAACAUCUGCACCAUCUGUCCUUGAGCCGCUGCUACCACAUUCACAUUGCAUCCCUCACUGACCUCAGGAAGACGUUCCCCAAACUGCACUACCUGGAGGUUUUUGGCCUCGUAAAUGACAGCCACUUGUCCUCAUUGAAGAAGGAAAACCCUGGCAUUUGUAUUAACUCGCUGCCUUUCUCUGCUGUCGCCCGACCCACGCCUGCCAGCGUCCUGGGGACCGUUGGCGGCUACAGCAUGUGGAGCAGGAAAAAUCGACUCAGGUUUACGUUAUAGGUUUUCUUUCCAUUUGACCCCAAAACACACAUGUAGGAAAUGAUAGUUUGUUGCUAUCCAUGGUUCAAGUCAAUAAGUUCUAAACACAAAAUAAACAUUUGUAGAUCGUUCAGAGAAAUUAUGUACGUUUCUGUUGCUAGAAAACUUUUAAUGGCACCAAACUGUUCAAAAGGUUAAUAAUCAGGAAAAUGUUAAGCCAAAUGCAAUCUUUGCAGCAUGUCUUUCAAUAUUUAUAGCAGUUUGUCUCUGACCUUUUAUACUCACCGUCAUUGGUGUUUAGAUUAUAUUUUUCUAAGUGGAUUUUCAGUAUGUGGUGAACUACACCUAACUUUCAGAAAGUGUUUCAGAUGUUCAUAGUUGAGCCACGUCUUCGACAAGGCAAUCAGGUUAUUGUAUGUACAUUUCCUGUUUGUAGUAUUAAAGUUGACUUGAAGCAAA
Syngnathus typhle (broad-nosed pipefish) is the source of this 1859-nucleotide messenger RNA. RefSeq names its product S-phase kinase-associated protein 2, E3 ubiquitin protein ligase (gene skp2). The record is from RefSeq and is a predicted model, not a curated record. The transcript is spliced from 10 exons. Bases 159 to 1421 code for a protein of 420 amino acids. NCBI's taxonomy places the organism in Eukaryota, Metazoa, Chordata, Actinopteri, Syngnathiformes, Syngnathidae. Gene Ontology annotation, molecular function: protein binding.